Cooperia oncophora is the source of this 657-nucleotide messenger RNA. The record is from the annotation of a GenBank genome assembly. NCBI's taxonomy places the organism in Eukaryota, Metazoa, Nematoda, Chromadorea, Rhabditida, Trichostrongylidae.
AUGGAGAAGAUCGCACAACUCACAAACGAGCUCAAUCCAGACAUCAUUGCGAUCGCUGGCGAUUUAGCAGAUGGCUAUGUAAGGGAUUUCGCCGUUGCAGCUUCUCCUCUUUGCUCACUGAAAGCCAAAUAUGGCGUCUACUUUGCAACGGGCAAUCACGAGUAUAUGCACGGGAAUGUGGAUGAGUGGUUCGCGUAUCUGAAGGAUUGUAACAUAACUGUACUUCAUAAUUCGUUCAAGCGAUUUGUGACCAAUAAGGGAGACCAAAUGUGCAUGACGGGCGCUGAUGAUCUGUAUGCAGCGAAAUCUCAUUUCCCUGGACAUGCUAUGCAUCCGGAAAGGGCGGUGUCAGGUUGUCAACCGAACGACACCGUCAUCAUGCUUGCUCAUCAACCUAACGCUGCCAAACUGAUGCUAAAUCACCCAUCUGUGAGCGAGAAACUCGAUCUAAUACUGUCAGGACACACUCAUGGAGGACAGAUGUAUUUGUUCGUCCCAGUAAUCUACUUGGCCAACGCUUUUGCAAGAGGGUUGUACUACCAUGCAGCGACUGGGGUAUACGUUUAUGUCUCGGCUGGUGUCAAUUAUUUUGGACCUCCAAUCAAAAUGUUUGGUGCUUGUGAAAUCAUCGACAUCGUACUGAAACCUUCAGCAUGA